AUGGCAUCUAGCUUCAUCUUGGAUUUGUGGAACAAAUGGAAUAUCCGAGGCUUUGUCGUAUUGAGCCUCUCGCUUCAAGUUACUCUCAUUCUAUUUGCACCCCUUAGAAAGAAAACAGCGAGCCGUCCCAUCAUCUUCCUUUUAUGGUUGGCCUAUUUGAUGGCUGACUCCGUAGCUGCAUUUGUGGUCGAGCUCAUCUCUCACAACCAAGGCAAUUCAAGUGCCCAUGUAGCAGAAGUAGAUAGAGCAAUUCAGGCAUUUUGGGCCUCAUUUCUCUUACUACAUCUUGGCGGUCCAGACACCAUCACUGCCUUCUCUCUUGAGGACAAUUCACUUUGGCAACGGCACUUGCUCAAUCUCAUCUUCCAAGUUGGUGCUGCCAUCUACGUCUUUGUGCGGAUAUUUCCUAAUGACAAGUUGCUAGUGAUCCCAACGAUCCUAGCGUUUCUUGCAGGGUUUAUAAAAAUUAUGGAGAGGACACUAGCACUUUAUCUCUCGAGCUUCCCAAAGCUCAGGGAAUUGAUGCUCUCAGACGACAAGCUAAGAGACUACAAGCUAAGAAUGGCUGCAAACUCAUCACAAUUGCUCGAGGAAGUCUCUGUUCAUUUGGAUGGAUAUGGAAGUUCUAAUGAAGAAGGAGCAAAGCUUGUCGAGAGCAUUGUGGUGAAUCAUGCUUACUCAUUCUUUCAAAUCUUCAAGAUCUUCAUUGCAGAUCUCAUCUACAUAAAACAACAACGGGAAAUGAGCAUGGAUUAUUUUGACAAAGUUUAUGCAGUGGAUGCAUUGAGGGUCAUAUCGGUCGAGCUCAAUUUCAUUUACGAGGAGCUCCACACAAAAGCAUUGACAAUACGUCACAAAUGGAGCUACAUUUUCCGCAUCAUAGCCUUCACUAGCAUUGUGGUGGCUUUGGGCCUGUUCAAUUGCUUGAAGAAGCAUCGACUCCCCGAACUCGAUGUGAAAAUUACUUAUAUCCUUCUUUUUGGAGGGAUAAUUAUUGAUGGGAUUGCUCUAUUCAUGCUCAUUUUCUCCGAUUGGACUGUUGCCAAAAUCAAGUACAGCACCACUGGGUCAUCUAAACUUGAUUCAUUUCUCUACAAGUAA
Molecule: messenger RNA, 1101 nt
Organism: Eucalyptus grandis
Lineage: Eukaryota; Viridiplantae; Streptophyta; Magnoliopsida; Myrtales; Myrtaceae
Exons: 1
Coding region: 1-1101 (366 amino acids)
Source: RefSeq, a predicted model, not a curated record